AUGGCUGAAGUUUUCACGGAAAUCGUGCUUGGGGUGCCACGCUGUAAAGCCGUGCUGGUCUGCGGCUCUCCUCCCCUUGAGAGGAGAUGGGAGCAUCUGCCCAGCCGUGGACGGUCCAACCGUGUGAAACCGUUCGGGGAGAGCAGGGAUGGAGAAGGUAUCUUUGGACAGAAGGGACAUCUUCAUCCAGGAGAGACACCUUUGCCCUACUGGUCUUUGGUGGGUCUUGACCAUCAUCAGAUUACGCAGCAGAAGGAAGACGAGGUUGAGAUUAAUGGUGGGAGGUGGAAAGGGAACACAGUGAGUAACCUGAUUUUCAUUCUACCUCCAAUCUAUGGUGCGAUUCAGACCUAUAAAGAUGGCCUUGAAAAACGGUAUUUAGCUGCGUAUUUGUGUCUUACAGCUGUGGGAUUGGGAUCUUGGUGCUUCCACAUGACCCUGAAGUAUGAAAUGCAGCUGUUGGAUGAACUGCCAAUGAUAUACAGUUGUUGUGUGUUUGUCUACUGCCUGUAUGAAUGUUUCAAGUACAAGAACACAGUCAAUUAUCCACUGCUUUUCUUGUUAAUAACAUACAGCUUCGUAGUCAGCAUAGUUUACUUAAAUUUGAAAGAGCCUGUGUUCCAUCAGAUCAUGUAUGGAACGCUAGUUUCCAUUAUAGUUCUACGAUCUGUUUAUAUAGUAUUAUGGGUAUACCCAUGGCUUAGAGGUCUAGGCUAUACAUCUUUAACUGUAUUUUUAAUGGGAUUUUUUCUCUGGAAUGUGGACAACAUUUUCUGUGAUAAAUUGAGGGCACUACGAGAGAAGAUGCCUCCUGUUGUGGGAGCUGUGACACAGUUUCAUGCAUGGUGGCAUAUUCUCACAGGCCUGGGCUCUUACCUUCAUAUCCUCCUAAGUUUAUACACAAGGACUCUUUUCCUGAAACACAGGCCAAAGGUGAAGUUUGUUUUUGGAAUAUGGCCUGUUCUUCUUGUGGAGCCGCCCAAGAAGCUUUGACUGAGACCUAGGCAGUCACAUGCGAUCACCUAGCCUGGCUGAAUAAAGCGAUUCAACAGUUACUAUGGCUGAAGUGUCAAAAUUAUGGAUCAAUUCAAGUACCGUUGCUAUAAAAGGACUUCUCUGUGUUACCAGGCCAGCCAGCUGGAACAGAGCAAAGAGUUGGCACACUGGGGAAAUAAUGUUUAGUACAGCUUUAUUCUAAGUUGUUAAAACAAAGAUUAAGACACAAUAUUUUUAUGUAUAUAUUGUAUAGCUGAUGAUACUGAGCUAAUAUUUCGUGCUGGUCACAGAAAACUAACCAUUUUUGAAGUGGGUUGCAUACAUUUUUCAUUCAGUUGUUGUUCUUUUUGUGGUUUAAACUAAUAUUAGUAACUGAAUGACAAAAACAGGCCAUUGAUGGCCAAGCUAAGCAUUUGUGUGGCCUAUUAGUGAGCUGAAUGCUUAACCUGAACUACUUUAAUCUUGCACUUUUAUACAAUUAAUGAAGUAUGUAAUGAUUGAUUUAGGGCUUUAUUCUAUCCUGCUUUUCCACAGCCUCCUUUGCAAUUUAUAUUUUAAGCAAAACGGUUGGCAUAUCCGUGCCAUUUAGUUCAUUUUGUACCAAGCUUCCGUUUUCUCUUUAGUCCAGCUGAGGUGCAUCGUGGAGGAUGUUCCAGGAUGUGACCGGCAGAAGACACUUAAGAUGGUGAAGCAUUAUAGGGGUGCUUGUUUGUGUGUGGAAACUGAAUUCCUAAUUUGUUUGACCAGUGACCCAUCAGUGACUGCAGGAUGACUGUAUAAACACAAGAAACACUUUUUUUUUCUUUUUUAUAAUUAUUAUUUACAUGCCUCCCUUUUCUAUACCUACUUUUUACUUCCCGUGUC
This is a messenger RNA of Pygoscelis adeliae (Adelie penguin), 1860 nucleotides long. RefSeq names its product alkaline ceramidase 3 (gene ACER3). The coding region runs from base 1 to 993 and encodes 330 amino acids. Gene Ontology annotation, biological process: phytosphingosine biosynthetic process; ceramide metabolic process. Gene Ontology annotation, cellular component: endoplasmic reticulum membrane. The transcript has 12 exons. The record is from RefSeq and is a predicted model, not a curated record. Lineage: Eukaryota; Metazoa; Chordata; Aves; Sphenisciformes; Spheniscidae.